Messenger RNA from Podospora bellae-mahoneyi, 469 nucleotides. RefSeq lists its product as uncharacterized. The coding region runs from base 278 to 469 and encodes 63 amino acids. The record is from RefSeq and is a predicted model, not a curated record. Lineage: Eukaryota; Fungi; Ascomycota; Sordariomycetes; Sordariales; Podosporaceae. The transcript is spliced from 2 exons.
UGUUGGGGACGGGGUCUUGCAGAUGCGCGCGCAACGGGAUGUUGCAAGGAUCAUGGCGAUAAGUGAUAAUCGUCCAGUGAGCCAAGAUGGCGGGGCCUGAGUGGUAAACAGUGGACGUCACCAUCUAAAGGGGCACGGAAAGGGGAGCUCUAAAAAAGCAGGGCAACAAGCCAAACCGGCUCCUGUCUGUCGGACAUGGAUUGGGGCUGUUUGACCGCUGGACAGGUACAGGCACCUCCUGCGGGCUGCCAGCUCACUCACGCAUAUUCCCCCGUCCAUGCAACACCCGAGCCGGACCUACAGGACCGAGGCGCUGUCAUCGGCCGAGAAAACGCUUGUGCAAAAGAAGAAGGACCCUGAACACGAUGCAGAAAGGAGGGGGAAGGGGAAGAAGGAUCCGUUACAAAACGAUGGGUCAGGUCCAACCAAGGGUGCAAGGGGAAAGAAAGAUGACGAGAGGUGGGCGUGA